AUGCCCCGUUCUUCUCGCACAGGUGAAUUGGUAUACGAUCCUGAGGUUGAGAAGGCAGCGCGUAGGCGGAGGCAAGAGACCAAGAGACAAAAAAAAGGACACUUACUUGCUGCAAACGAGUCAGUGAAAGACGAAAUAAGUAUGGCCAACACCCAAACACUGAGGGAGCUGGCUGCUCCGGAACUGACUCACCAGCCCUUAUGCAUCACAUUCCCCACUUUGGCUGAGAAUACUGCUUUCGAACUGAAGUCGGGGCUGAUUCAUCUUUUACCUUCUUUCCAUGGUCUCUCUGGCGAAGAACCCCACAAGCACGUUAAGGAGUUCGAGAUGGUUUGCUCUAGUAUGAAACCUCUUGGGGUCACUGAAAAGCAAAUUAGACUGAGAGCUUUUCCGUUCUCUCUAAAGGAUGAGGCUAAAGAUUGGCUGUACUACCUACCAGCAGGUAGUAUUACCACAUGGGCACAGUUGAAAAAGAAGUUUCUGGAAAAAUUCUUCCCUGCAUCCCGGGCUGCAAGUUUGAGGAAGAAAAUCUGCAGCAUUAAACAGUAUCCCGGGGAAUCCUUGUAUGACUAUUGGGAAAGAUUUAACAAGUUGUGCACUAGAUGCCCGCAGCAUCAAAUUAGUGAACAACUGUUAAUCCAAUAUUUCUAUGAAGGACGCCAAUCAACGGAUAGGAGUAUCAUAGAUGUUACAAGCGGGGGAGCAUUAGCAAAUAAGACCUCGAGGGAAGCAUGGCUGCUCAUUGAGUCGAUGGCGGAGAAUUCUCAACAGUUUGGCUUCCGUGAGACUAACCCAACCCGUAGGGUCAACGAGGUGGAGACGUCGUCCAUUCAGCAGCAGAUAUCGGAGUUAACAUCCGUUGUUCGACAAUUAGUGGUGGGAAAUGUGCCCCAAGUAAAGGCCUGUGGAAUCUGCACAAAUAUGGGCCACCAUACUGACUCAUGCCCUAUGUUGCAAGAGGAUGGGGUUGAACAAGUGAACAUGGCUGGAGGCGUGCCCGCGCCUCGUAGGCAGUACGAUCCAUACUCCAACACAUACAAUCCUGGUUGGAGAGAUCAUCCCAAUCUCAGCUAUGGUAAUAGGCCACAAAAUGCAUUCUCCAAUCGUCCACCAGGAUUCCAGCAACCUUGGCAACAGAAGUCCCAACCCGCGCCCUCCAACUCAGGAAGUUCCUUGGAGGAAAUUGUCAAGAAUUUGGCCACGACCACCACUCAACUCCAGCAGGAGACUAGGACCUUGGUCACGACCACUGUUCAACUCCAGCAAGAGACUAGGUCCUUGGUCGCGAGCACUACUCAAUUCCAACAUGAUACCAAGGCAGGCAUGAAGGACAUGAAAACUCGCAUGAGUCAAAUGGCAACUGCCAUUAAUCCCUGGAGUCCCACGUCUAUGGAAAAUUGCCAUCGCAACCUGAGGCAAACCCCAGAAAUGUAA
Messenger RNA from Coffea arabica (coffee), 1434 nucleotides. Lineage: Eukaryota; Viridiplantae; Streptophyta; Magnoliopsida; Gentianales; Rubiaceae. The record is from RefSeq and is a predicted model, not a curated record.